CUUGGUGUCCAGGGGAGGCCCCCGGCGGCUGGAGCACGGCGGAGGCAGGCGCAGAGGCCGGAGGGAGCGGAGGCGAGGGGCGGCCCGAGAGCGGGGAGGGAGCGAGGCGAGCGGUCAUGUGUCCGUGCCCCCUGCACCGCGGCCGCGGGCCCCCGGCGGUGUGCGCCUGCAGCGCGGGCCGCCUGGGUCUGCGCUCGUCCGCCGCGCAGCUCACCGCCGCUCGGCUCAAGGCGCUCGGCGACGAGCUGCACCAGCGCACCAUGUGGCGGCGCCGCGCGCGGAGCCGGAGGGCGCCGGCGCCCGGCGCGCUCCCCACCUACUGGCCCUGGCUGUGCGCGGCCGCGCAGGUGGCGGCGCUGGCGGCCUGGCUGCUCGGCAGGCGGAACUUGUAGGAACGCGGGGCUUCUUGGUGGGGCCGGAGCCGAGACCCAGCCGGAGAGAGCAACAGGUUGGUGAAAACCCUGUGUCCUUGGAGAAAGCUGGUUCCCGUUUUCCUGAGGGGGAGCCCGGAGCUUGAAAGGCCGCGGUUGGCACUUCGAGAAGGAAGUGGAGAGGAGCCUAGAGCCAAUAGUAGCAACGCCGAAAGGGACUGGGGAAGCCCUUUGCAUAUCCAGCUGCAGAAACAGACACCCCAAUGCUAUUUACAUACAGCUCUAUAUAUAAAAAAAGAAAAUAUUGAAUAUUACUACUCAGUGCAUGUCUUGUCGAGGACGCAAGUCCCCUCCCUUUUCUGCACCUUCCCAUGUGGACUUUGAUACUUCCAUGUCUGGGGCACUGGAAGAGAGAUGCCUACUGUGUACCUAGAAAAUGUGCAAAGACUGGUGGGAAUUAGCUCCAGAGUUGACCAACCACCUGGGGAGGGAUGCUGGUGGAGGAGAGGGUAAAAUUGCAAAAGGCAAAAUAGAAGGAAAAAAGAAAGAAAGCGAGGAAGACGAGGGGCAGUCUGGGAGUCCUUCAUUUCCAAAAGUCUUGACAAGUCCUAGUCUCUCUGUACGUGUGUGUAGGUCAAUAGCCAGUCCCACUGUCAGAACAAGACAAAAGGGAUUUUUUUUUUUUUUUCCUACCAGUCUGGUGUCUCUGGUGCUUCACUUAAAUUUUGCUGGUGCUGUGUUCUUGCCGGUGCUGCCAUGGCGUUCUGUUGCCAGACUGCAAGGCCAGGGGACGAGAGAGUUCUAUUUUGCUGUUUCAAAUUCUUUUUUUAAAGGGACAAGUCGCAAAAGUGCCACUUGAGAGUCUCUGCUCUUUCUCUGUGGGGAUGAAAAAUCCAGAGGUGUUUUGGAGCAAACCCUGGGGUCUGGGAGGGAGGAAGGGAGGGGGAGGUACCGAGUGCUUGCUGGUUACUGAGGUGGAAAGCUGACCUCAUAUGUGACUUGUUUGCUUUAUCCUCUGCCCCUGAGAAAGUACCCUGGGAGUACAGCGCAUGGCCUCUCCUACUCCCCAAGGGGAUUUCAGGGCUUAGAUUUUAUGGAUUAAAGGGCCAAGAAAUGGCUACGUUCUGGUCAAGGGUGAUUUAUAAGCAAGAGGCACUGGGGGAGGGAGCGGGUCACUUAAAUGAAAUGCACCAGCAUCUCACUGACUGACAGAAGGUCUGAUUUUUUUGUUUGAUUUCCCCAGGAUGAGCUACUAUUUUCAGAAGUUUCUAGAAGGGCUAAAAAAAAAAAAAAAAAAAAAAAAAAAAAAGAUGUGUGCUGGACUGAGACUUGGCUGCAAAGACUCUUCAGGGAGCAGUGAUUAUAUUUUGCUUUUAUUUUUUGAAAAAUGUAAAAGAAAGAAAACCCCAGGUAUUACUCCUCUGUGCUGGGUCUUACACAGUGCCGUGUGCAAAGCUGAGAUGGUGGGGCACCAGGCUUCAGGGUCAGACUGUCAUUCUGCAGGCCACCACCCAGUCCCUAUGGGCAGGGGGGUCCACUGGGCUGAUUAGCAGACACCCUUGCUGUUCUAAGAAGCCAGCAGAGGGAUCAGCCGUUGUUGAGGUUGACAUGGGGCUGAAUUAUUCCCCAUAGGCUUUGGUGAAAAUUACCAGGUCCUUUAGAAUGCAGGACCUUUUAGUGCUGUUGCAAGCUGGGAGCUGUCUUUCUUUCUUUCUUUUAUCCAGGCCUUAUGUUUUCCUAAAUAGACCUUUAAAGACAAAUGUGACCCAAAGCUGCUGAAGGUGAGGGCAGCCCCCACCCCCACCCCCAGCCAGCUUGUUGAUGGAGAACUUGCUUCCUUUCAUUCUGGGGGCCCUCCCCUCCAGUUAAUUUUGCAGGGGAUGGGUAUGUAGGCAGGGUCUGCAGAGAGCAGCAGGCGACAUCCCCAGCAAGCCACGAACUUAGAGAAGGCAAAUUAAUUAGAAUGAUAGGAAACACAGUCCCCUGUCUCUGUAUCGUCCCUUUCCGAGCCAGACGCUAGAGUCUUUCCAGCUCAGCCUAUUUUUUGGGGAGGGGGUUUUCAUUACUAUAAUGGUAUGUGAUCACAGCUCUCUGCUGCCCUGAGGCUGUACCUUCAACACGGCAGUGGGGCCCUGCUGACCAUCUAGACACGGGAGAGGGGGAAAGGUCAGAGAAUCCCUUUCUCAGCCCUGACUUGCCUACCAGCUUCUGACAUUUCUGAGGGAGGAUCCAAAUCCAAAUGCCCAGGUUGGCAUUUGGGGCAAUUUUGAUUUCAAUGAAGCCACACCGCUGAGAACUGGGCACCCUUGACCUGAUGGAGCUUUACAGCCAAGUCCCUUGUACAUAUUCUCUUGUAUUAAUAGAAACUGUGUAUUUAUCUAAUCCUGGCUUUUUCUUGCACAUCAUUAAUUUGAGUGCACUUCUCGACUGCCCCGAUUUUUGACAAGGGGUUGUUUUUAAUGCUUGUUUUUAUAUGAGAUUUGACUUCUUGAUGGACAUUUGUAUUAGGAAAUUGAAGCAUGAUAUAUAUGUAUAUAUUGUCCCCACCGUCUCGGAGGCUGCAUUACUUGGAUUGCAUGAGAUAGUGGGGUGGUGUUUCUUCUUCUUCUUCUUCUUCUUUUUUUUUUAAAUAUUUCCACAGUGUGCAAAGUGCUGGCACCAUCCCUCCCUCUCUCCCCCGCUUUUCUCUGGCUGCCAAGGAGUCAUUGAUUUUGAUUAGCUUCACUGCAGAGCGUCUGUGAAGAGAGGGAGAGGGAGGGAGGCUUUGAAAUAAAUUUUAAAAAAGACCUCAUAUCGGGUUUCAGCAGACAGCAGAGUGUGUGUGUGUGUGUGUGUGUGUGUGCAUGUGUACAUGCGCGCUCGCGUGUGCAUGUCCGUGCAAAGCAGAGGGAGGCCUCUGAGAUCAUUGUUUAGGUAGCUUGCUGCAUAAUGAGGUGAGGAGGAAACAGAAGGGCCUCCUUCCUGGUGGUGCUGGUUGCUCUCAGAGGGUGGGGGUCCGGGAGCCACAAGGAUCGGAGCCUCCUGGGACCUCAACAUUCCCCUUCCAAAUUAGAUCCAUUCCCUUCUGGAAGCUUCUCUCCCCAUCCCCCAAAAGCAAGUAAGAUCUCUUUACCCCAUUUCAAAGUUGGGGUUCCAUUUCAUGAUCCUGGUGCAGAUGUAGCUGGAAUAACAGAUUUCUGGGGGGUGGGGGGAGCGCUUUCCCCCUCUCUGGCUGCUGUCCAUGGUCCUACGCCAUAGGCACCUCCCAGAACCCAGUUCCCAUUUUGUUUUCCUCUAUUUCUUUGGGCUACUGGAGACUUCUUUUCCACUUCUUCCAGUGGUCUCAUUUAAGAAAUUCUUUUCGAUUUUGAUGGGAAAAAAGCGGUGAUUUAAAUAAUAUUGUCACAGGACCACAUGACUUUGGUUUCACAAUUUACGUUUCUGAUGAUGAUAAAAUAUCACUUCCCUUCUUUGGGAAAUUGGGGGAAUCCAGUUGGUCCUGCACCUUUGGGGACACUGGUUUGCCACUGUGGACUCUUUGAGUGGCCAUCUGGUAUCAGAAGCUGCGGUGAUCAGAACACAGGUUUUGUUCUUCUAUGUGGAUACCAAUUCCUUUUCUAACUCUUUCCUUAAGUCAGCCUGAGCCAAGCAGAGUCGGGAGUUGCUUAGGGGUUAAAGAGGGACGGGCUAGACACCCUGGUCUACUCCCAUAGUGAUGGAGGAUAUUGAUGUCAGAAGUGUCAUUUUAAAGCUUAAAACCAAAAGUUUUGUGUUUUUUUUUUUUUUUUUAAAUAUUAAUGUUCAUUCCAUACCUAUUUACUGAGCACCUACAAUGUGCCAGGUUGCAGAAUCCCAUCUGGGAAGAAACUUAGGUAUGGAGCACCGAGGGGCAGCCCUGCUUGGAACCAGAUGACGCUAAUUGUCCCUUUCUGGUCUGGUUCAUGGUCUUUAACAGAUUUGUCAGGUCAUCCCUAUGACCCCAAGCCUCGCUGGCAGAUUGUUCUGUAGUAUUGCUAUUUACCGAGCACCGCACUAUCGUGAAGGCGAUUUAAAUUAAAGCCUGUGAUCUCAACACACUCCCAGCAUGAAGAGACUGGUUCUUGCUGCUUCACAUGGUAACAAAAGCCACCAUCGACAGCGCAUGCUCACCAGUCCGGAGCCCUGCGCUGAGUGCUUAACACGUGUCCCCUCAGUUAUUCCUCAUACCCAUUUUGGAAGACAGUAGUUAUUAUUCCCAUUUUACAGUUGAGGAAGCUGAGACUCAGACAUUUUGCAACUUUGCCCAAGGCCGCACAUACAGAGUGAAGUGGCCAAGCCAAGAUUUGAACUCAGGUCCGUGUGACCACCCCCCAAACCCAUGAGGUAACUACCCUGCUUCACUAGAUUCCCUCCUGAGCUGCUCCAGGGCACUGCUAGUUCAAGGGCAAGCACAGCCUGGGACCCAGCAGGGAGCAAGGAAGCCUGACUUAGAUCCACUGUAAGGAGUGUUGGGUUUGAAGACACUCCAGGACAGGGUGGAUGGUUUAGGUGGGGAUUUUAUGUAUUUGUUCCCUGCCAUUUGUGUCCUUAAUUUCUAUAAGGUCCCUGGAAGGAGCAUCUAGUUUGCAAACAGGGCCUGUUCAACUUACUUCCUAGGACAUGGGAAGCUUUUCUUACCUCUCUCCUGUCCCCUCCCUGACCUGAACCCUUAAGGCUUUUGCACUAUACGUGCCCAAGAGCCUAUGUGUGUAUGUGGCAGACACGGUUGGGGGGGUGUUUGGAACCUCACCGAGGCCUCUGGCUCAGCCAGAGAGGCAACAAGCUUGGGAACAUUCCGUUCUGGGUUCUAACCUUGCUGGUUUGUUGUGCUCUUUUGUAAGAGGAAUUUCGUACCUUGGAGACGCUUUGUACAUAUUUGUAAUGACUUUAUUAAAAAACUGGUUGUGUGCUUCCA
This is a messenger RNA of Mustela lutreola (European mink), 5283 nucleotides long. It is a transcript of the gene HRK, whose product is annotated as harakiri, BCL2 interacting protein. The transcript is spliced from 2 exons. Gene Ontology annotation, cellular component: mitochondrion. Bases 117 to 392 code for a protein of 91 amino acids. NCBI's taxonomy places the organism in Eukaryota, Metazoa, Chordata, Mammalia, Carnivora, Mustelidae. The record is from RefSeq and is a predicted model, not a curated record. Gene Ontology annotation, biological process: positive regulation of apoptotic process.